Molecule: messenger RNA, 8433 nt
Organism: Zerene cesonia (dogface butterfly)
Lineage: Eukaryota; Metazoa; Arthropoda; Insecta; Lepidoptera; Pieridae
Gene: rudimentary
Product: CAD protein
Exons: 21
Coding region: 196-8388 (2730 amino acids)
Biological process (GO): L-arginine biosynthetic process; carbohydrate metabolic process; 'de novo' pyrimidine nucleobase biosynthetic process
Cellular component (GO): cytoplasm; carbamoyl-phosphate synthase complex
Molecular function (GO): aspartate carbamoyltransferase activity; amino acid binding; metal ion binding
Source: RefSeq, a predicted model, not a curated record
ACCGCAGGGCCAAAAUCAUCGAGUUUCUAAGGGAACAGCGAGGCGGACGGUCGUGUGUCUUGCCGUUUGUCCGCUCUAAUAACCCACCUACUUUACACUAAUGUGAUUGUCAAGUUGGGGCCAAGAGAGUUCACAGCCGCUAGUGUCUAGCGAAGGGGUCAUUGCCGUAAGACCGAUACCAAACCGAAUGAGACAAUGGGCAAAUGCAUGAUAAUAGCGACAUUCCUAUGCGCUACAGUUUCUUCCAUUGUUUACUGCCAUGAUAGUGCAUCCAGCCCCGAUCCAGUUGUUAUCCAAUUAAAAGAAUUGAGUCAAGGAAAUGACUUAGCAGAGAAAGAAUUAAAACCGAAACGCAAUAUAAGCAUCGUAGGCAAUGACUUCAACCUCGAUGGAGCUCCUUUCCGUGUAAUGUCUGGCUCGCUUCAUUACUUCCGACUACCGCACCAGUAUUGGAGAGACAGGUUAAGAAAGAUAAAGGCGGCUGGAUUAAACUCCGUUUCUACAUACGUGGAGUGGAGUAGUCAUGAACCGGAGGAGGGAGUGGAAUCAUUCGCGGAUGAUAACGAUCUUGUAAAAUUUAUAAACAUAGCUGAAGAAGAGGGUUUAUACGUACUUCUUCGACCAGGGCCUUAUAUCUGUGCUGAGAGAGAUUUGGGUGGCUUUCCAUAUUGGCUGUUGGGGAAGUAUCCAAAUAUAAAAUUACGCACAACUAAUAAAGAUUUUAUAGACGAAUCAAAGAGAUGGUUUACGAAGCUAUUUGCGUUAAUAAAGCCACUUCUAUUUGGAAACGGAGGCCCCAUUAUAUUAGUUCAGGUAGAAAAUGAAUACGGCAGUUAUGGUGCAGAUAAGAAAUAUAUGGAACAAAUGCGUGAUAUUAUCUCUGGUCACGUUGGUACUGAUGCCCUCCUUUACACAACCGAUGGUUCAUACAGGUCCUACUUUUUCGAUGGUUCUGUACCUGGGGCUCUUACCACAAUCGAUUUUGGGCCAACAUCAAAAAGUGUUAUGAAAACAUUUAGUGAUCUUCGUAACUUUAUGCCGACCGGUCCUCUCAUGAAUUCGGAAUAUUACCCAGGAUGGCUCACACACUGGACGGAGAAGAUUCAACAGGUCCCAACUGACCCUGUGGUCGGUACUCUUCGUGACAUGCUACGAAACAGUAUCAAUUUUAACUUUUAUAUGUUCUUCGGAGGCACUAAUUUUGGAUUUACAUCAGGUGCCAACUAUGGUUCGUUUUAUCAGCCCGAUAUAACAUCAUACGAUUAUGAUGCACCUUUAACUGAAGCGGGCGACCCUACUCAUAAGUAUUAUGCUAUACGAAACACAAUUGCUGAGUUCAAUCCUGAUGUUAACAACAUGACACUUCCCGUAAUGACAAAUAAAGGAGCUUACGGUGAUGUCAAAUUAGAACCACUUGUAAGCCUAUUGUCGGAUAAAGGUCGCAAAUAUUUAGGCAAAAAAUAUGCAGACGUUACAGGAUCAAAACUGCCCACUUUUGAGGAGCUGCGACAAUUUUCAGGAAUGAUAUUAUAUGAAACAAUUAUUAAUGACGAAAAUGGAAUAUUGGAAAUUAAAAAGCCAAGAGAUUGGAUUUUUAUUUACGUUAAUAAUACUCUCCAAGGAGUUAUUAAUAGAAUGCAUAAAAUGUAUACACUGAAUAUUAAGUCAACGCCAGGGUCAGUUCUUUCGUUGCUUGUGGAGAAUCAGGGAAGAAUUAAUUAUGGCAACAGAUUACACGACUUUAAGGGGAUUUUAGGCACAGUCCUUUUGAACAAUAAAACACUAGAUGGUAAUUGGUCGGUAACCGGCUAUCCCUUGGAUAAAAGCGGAUAUCAAGAAAUUGUCCCUCGUGCUAAUGAAGAAAUAUUUGAAAGGAAAAGCAAAUUAGAUGGUCCCACAUUAUUUACCGGUGCAUUUGUAUUACCAGCUGGACAGAAACCCUUGGACUCAUUCAUCGAUACCACUGGUUGGGGAAAGGGAUAUAUCUACGUAAACCAACAUCACCUUGGAAGAUACUGGCCUCAGGUUGGACCUCAAAUCACAUUAUACAUCCCAGGAGUUUGGCUUAAACCAGCGCCCGAACAAAAUAUAAUUGAAAUAACAAUGGAAGACAAAAAUGAUCUUAGUUGUGAAGUGGGGCCACCCUGCUGCCUCGUUCUUUCUGAUGGAUCUAUAUUCCAAGGUCGAAGUUUUGGAGCUCAAGUUCCCGUUGAAGGAGAAGUGGGUGCGCCCAGAAUAUAUAAUCCUAAUGGAGAAAUUACUAUUAUGGCAGUCGACUGUGGAUUAAAAUAUAAUCAAAUUAGAUGCCUGAUAAAAAGAAACGCAAAAGUAGUAUUAGUUCCAUGGAAUUAUGAUCUAGAUGCAAGCAGUUAUGACGGACUAUUCAUUAGUAACGGUCCCGGCGAUCCAGAAGUUUGCAAAGCUACUGUGGAAAAUUUACGGCUCCGAAUCAAAGAUCAAAAAAACAUAAAGCCUAUAUUUGGAAUAUGCUUAGGUCACCAGUUACUUGCGACUGCGGCAGGUUGCAAGACAUACAAGACAAGUUACGGAAAUCGUGGACACAACCUUCCUUGUACGCACAAUGGAACUGGCCGGUGCUUCAUGACGUCACAAAAUCACGGUUUCGCUGUCGACGCUGAGACACUGCCAGACAAUUGGGACAUAUUAUUUACAAAUGAAAACGAUAAGACAAAUGAGGGUAUAUGUCAUAAAUUAUACCCAUUCUUCAGUGUACAAUUUCACCCCGAACACACGGCUGGCCCGACUGACCUAGAAUGUCUUUUCGAUGUUUUUAUUGAUUUAGUUAAAUUGUAUAAAAAUAAAAAGCAGGGUAUUGUUAACGAAAUGAUAACAGAGAAAAUUAAAUUUACUCCUAAACUUCAAGAAAGACCUAAAAAAGUUCUUAUCCUUGGUUCCGGUGGAUUGUCUAUUGGUCAAGCUGGUGAAUUUGAUUAUUCUGGAUCUCAGGGUGUUAAAGCCAUGCAAGAAGAAAAAAUACAAACUGUUUUAAUAAACCCAAACAUCGCCACUGUCCAAACUUCGAAAGGAUUAGCUGACAAGGUUUACUUUUUACCUAUAACACCAGAAUACGUUGAACAAGUUAUAAAAGCAGAACGCCCCACAGGAGUCCUUCUUACUUUUGGCGGCCAAACAGCCUUAAAUUGUGGAGUUGAAUUAGAAAAAAGUAACAUUUUUAACAAAUAUAAUGUAAGCGUUCUUGGAACUCCAAUUCAGUCUAUUGUAGACACUGAAGACAGAAAAAUAUUUGCGGAAAAAGUUAAUGCAAUUGGCGAAAAAGUAGCGCCGAGUGCAGCGGUGUCGUCAGUUGAAGAAGCUCUCACAGCCGCCAUGAAAAUAGGUUAUCCAGUAAUGGCUCGAUCAGCGUUUUCACUAGGAGGUUUAGGAUCAGGAUUUGCAAAUAAUGAAGAAGAAUUAAAAAUUCUUGCCCACCAAGCCCUGUCACAUUCCGAACAAUUAAUAAUAGAUAAGUCUUUAAAGGGUUGGAAGGAGGUUGAAUACGAAGUUGUGAGAGAUGCAUAUGACAAUUGUAUCACAGUAUGUAAUAUGGAAAAUGUAGAUCCCUUAGGUAUUCAUACAGGAGAAUCAAUUGUUGUCGCACCAAGUCAAACAUUAUCUAAUCGUGAAUAUUACAUGUUACGCAAUACAGCCCUAAAAGUAAUUAGACAUUUUGGUAUCGUUGGCGAAUGUAACAUUCAGUAUGCGUUGAAUCCCAAUUCCGAAGAAUUUUAUAUAAUUGAAGUUAACGCAAGAUUGUCUAGGAGUUCUGCGUUAGCUAGCAAAGCUACUGGAUAUCCAUUGGCAUAUGUUGCUGCAAAAUUGGCUUUAGGUAUUCCGCUUCCAGAAAUAAAAAAUUCUGUUACUGGUGUAACGACAGCCUGUUUUGAACCCAGUUUAGAUUACUGUGUUGUUAAAAUUCCGCGAUGGGAUUUGGCCAAAUUUAAUCGAGUUAGUACUAAAAUUGGAAGCUCAAUGAAAAGUGUUGGUGAAGUUAUGGCAAUUGGUAGAAGUUUUGAAGAAGCAUUUCAAAAAGCGUUGCGAAUGGUCGAUGAAAAUGUUAACGGUUUUGAUCCCUAUAUUUUAAAAGUUAAUGACAAUGAUUUAAGAGAACCAACGGAUAAAAGGAUGUUUAUCUUAGCCGCAGCAUUAAAAGCAGGUUACUCAGUAGAAAAGUUGUAUGGACUUACUAAAAUUGACCAUUGGUUCUUAAAUAAGAUGAAGAACAUAAUAGAUUACUAUGAAAUUCUUGAAUCUAUAAAGGGACCUAUAACUUCUAAUUCUUUGAAAAAAGCUAAACAAAUCGGAUUUUCAGAUAAGCAGAUUGCAGCUGCUAUUAAAAUUACAGAACUAGCAGUGCGAAAAUUAAGAGAAGAAUAUAAAAUUACUCCAUUCGUCAAAAAAAUAGAUACAGUUGCCGCCGAAUGGCCAGCCUCCACAAACUACUUAUACCUUACUUAUAAUGGAUGCAUUCAUGAUUUAGAAUUCCCAGGUGAAUUCAUAAUGGUACUGGGCUCUGGAGUAUAUAGAAUUGGGAGCUCAGUUGAAUUUGAUUGGUGUGCUGUAGGUUGUUUAAGAGAAUUAAAAAAUCAAAAUAGGAAAACCAUAAUGAUAAAUUACAAUCCAGAGACAGUUAGUACUGAUUAUGAUAUGAGCGAUAGGUUAUAUUUUGAAGAAAUCUCUUUUGAAGUUGUAAUGGACAUUUAUAACAUUGAACAUCCAGAUGGUGUAAUUUUAUGUAUGGGAGGACAGUUACCUAAUAACAUCGCUAUGGACUUACAUCGACAACAAGCAGUUAUCUUAGGUACCUCACCAGAUAUGGUAGAUAAUGCAGAAAAUAGGUUUAAAUUUUCAAGAAUGUUAGAUCGCAAAGGAAUAUUACAACCACGCUGGAAAGAGCUUACUGAUCUCGAGUCAGCUAUCAAUUUUUGUGAAGAAGUUGGAUAUCCAUGUUUGGUUCGACCAUCAUACGUAUUGAGUGGAGCAGCUAUGAAUGUAGCAUAUUCAAAUCAGGAACUUGAAACAUAUCUAAAAUCAGCAAGUAAAUUAAGCAAAGAACAUCCAGUGGUUAUAUCAAAAUACAUUUUAGAUGCUAAGGAGAUUGACGUCGAUGUUGUAGCUGUAGAUGGUAUACUUCUUUGUAUGGCAGUCUCAGAGCAUGUCGAAAAUGCUGGAGUUCACUCAGGUGACGCUACAUUAGUGACACCACCGCAAGAUAUGAAUAAUGAAACUUUAGAAAAAAUAAAAGAUAUUGCCAGAAUUAUAGCUGAAACUUUAGAUGUUACUGGACCAUUUAAUAUGCAACUUAUUGCCAAAGACAACGAACUGAAGGUUAUAGAGUGUAAUGUAAGAGUGUCGAGAUCGUUUCCAUUUGUUUCUAAGACGCUUGAUCAUGACUUUGUGGCUAUGGCCACAAAAGUAAUACUAGGCAUACCUGUGGAGCCUGUAAAUGUUAUGAGUGGCUGUGGUAAAGUAGGAGUAAAGGUUCCACAAUUCUCGUUUUCACGACUAUCGGGAGCAGAUGUUACAUUAGGAGUAGAAAUGGCAUCAACAGGAGAGGUGGCUUGUUUUGGUGAGAAUAGAUACGAAGCGUAUUUAAAAUCUUUAAUGAGCACAGGAUUUAGGAUACCAAAAAAAGCAAUUCUGCUUUCCAUUGGUACAUUUAAGCACAAAAUGGAACUAUUACCAAGUGUUCGAAUUUUACACAAGAUGGGAUACAAACUAUAUGCCAGUAUGGGCACCGGAGAUUUUUAUACGGAACAUGGAAUAGAUGUCGAAAGUGUACAAUGGACAUUUGAACAUAUAGGCGAUCUAGACGAUGCCAGAUCAGAUGGAGAACUUAUGCAUUUAGCAGACUUUAUGGCCAGACGCGAAUUGGAUCUUGUAAUUAAUUUGCCUAUGAGAGGAGGAGCUCGGCGGGUUUCUUCCUUUUCAACACAUGGAUAUAGAACAAGACGACUGGCUGUAGACUAUGCUGUACCCUUAGUAACAGACGUCAAAUGCGCUAAGCUCUUAGUACAGGCUAUGCUACGAUGUGGUGGGGCGCCACCUAUGAAAACACAUACUGAUUGUAUGACAUCAAGGAACAUUAUAAAAUUACCCGGCUUUAUAGACGUUCACGUUCAUGUAAGAGAACCUGGUGCUACUUAUAAAGAAGACUUUGACUCGUGCACGGCGUCUGCUCUGGCUGGUGGAAUCACUAUGAUCUUUGCUAUGCCUAAUACGAACCCUCCUGUGGUUGACCGUGCGUCCUUCGAACUGGUGUCAGCACUAUCGCGUGUAAGUGCUCGUUGUGAUUAUGCAUUAUUUGUUGGUGCAUCCACAAGUAACUCUGAGAGUGCAGCUGAAUUAGCACCUCAAGCAGCCGCAUUAAAAAUGUAUCUUAAUGAGACGUUUACCACACUUAAACUUGAUGAUAUGACAAUUUGGCAAAAACAUUUGCAAAAUUGGCCUAAAAAGUUGCCAAUUUGUGCACAUGCAGAACGUGAAAAGACGGGUGCAAUUAUUCUCAUGGCAUCCCUGCUAGAUAGACCAAUUCACAUUUGUCACGUGGCUAGAAAAGAAGAAAUUUUAAUAAUCAAGGCCGCCAAAGAACGUGGUCUUAAAGUUACGUGUGAAGUAUGUCCUCAACAUCUGUUCCUUAGUACAAAUGAUAUAGAAAGAAUUGGUAAGGGUCGUGCUGAAGUAAGGCCAGUACUUUGUAGUCCAGAAGAUCAAGAAGAGCUUUGGAAAAAUAUGGAUGUUAUAGAUGUUUUUGCUACAGAUCAUGCGCCCCAUUCGGUGGAAGAGAAAAACUCAGAAAUACCACCACCUGGCUAUCCCGGCUUGGAAACAAUUUUACCUUUAUUGCUAAAUGCUGUUCAUCAAGGACGUCUUACUAUGGAAGAUUUAAUAAAUAAAUUCCACAGAAACCCACGUAAAAUAUUUAAUCUCCCUGAACAACCCAAUACCUACGUAGAGAUUGAUAUGGACUACGAAUGGACUAUACCUGAUGCUAUGGAAUUCACAAAAUCGAAAUGGACACCUUUUGCAGGAAUGCAUGUAUGUGGAGCCAUUCAUCGUGUUACAUUACGAGGAGAAAUUGCAUAUGUAGAAGGUAAAAUUUUAGUUCCACCUGGAUUUGGCCAAAAUGUCCGUGAGUGGCCCACUCCGAAAAAGCAAACUUUCCCUGUCUACGCUGUUGAAAAGGUAGAAAAGGAAACGAGCCGACCAAACUCGGCACUAGAAUUUCACAGUUCUCUCGAUAUAAGUAAAUAUAGUGAUUACGACUUGGAUCAAAUAGAACAAGGUAAAACAGAUAAUAAAUUAAAUGUUCACUUUAAUGAAGCACCAGGAUUUCGAAGUAUGUCUCCACUACCCGCUGCAAUUCCUCCAGCAAGACAAAGAUGCGAUAGUUCUUCUUAUCCACUUCAAGUUGCCGCUCCACAGCGUCAACGUAAUGAUUUAUUCGGUAAAAGUAUACUAACUGUUGAUUCAUUUACCAAAGAAACCAUGAAUGACAUAUUCAAUUUGGCUCAAUUUAUGAAAACAAGUGUGAGUAAAGGUCGUUUCCUGGAUGAUUUGUUACGAGGAAAAGUCAUGGCUUCUAUAUUUUACGAAGUGAGCACAAGAACAAGUUGCAGUUUUGCGGCAGCUAUGCAAAGAUUAGGAGGUUCCGUUAUACAUACAGAUGCAACAAACUCUUCUGCUAAAAAAGGAGAGACUUUAGAAGAUAGUGUGGCUGUUAUGGCGAGUUACUCAGACGUCGUAGUGCUUCGUCACCCAGAACCAGGUGCAGUCGCACGCGCAUCAAGACAUUCCCGAAAGCCUUUAAUAAACGCAGGGGAUGGUGUUGGUGAGCAUCCUACACAAGCGUUAUUAGACAUCUUUACUAUAAGAGAAGAAAUCGGCACAGUAAAUGGAUUAACAAUAACAAUGGUUGGUGAUUUAAAGAAUGGCAGGACAGUCCAUUCUCUCGCGCGUUUAUUGACAUUAUAUCAAGUGCAACUGCAAUACGUGAGCCCGCCUGGCCUGGGUAUGCCCAAACACAUAAUGGAUUAUGUGUCUGAAAAAGGUAUAUCUCAAAGGGUAUUCGAUAAGCUGGAAGAUGUUUUAGGCGAUACACAUGUUUUAUACAUGACUAGAAUCCAACGAGAAAGAUUUGAGAGUCAAGAAGAGUAUGAAAAGAUACGUGGCCUGCUGGUUGUUACUCCACAACUGAUGACGCGUGCUAAGCGUCGUAUGAUCGUGAUGCAUCCUUUACCACGAGUCGAUGAGAUAUCAGCAGAAUUUGAUACAGAUCCAAGAGCUGCCUAUUUCAGACAAGCUGAAUACGGCAUGUAUGUGCGCAUGGCUUUACUAGCUAUGGUAUCCAGUGCAAAUCCACUUAUUUAACUUCUUUUAUCUUGUUAAAAAUAAAUAAAAUUUACAUAUUAAAAA